Nelumbo nucifera (sacred lotus) is the source of this 798-nucleotide messenger RNA. It is a transcript of the gene SAG21, whose product is annotated as senescence-associated gene 21. NCBI's taxonomy places the organism in Eukaryota, Viridiplantae, Streptophyta, Magnoliopsida, Proteales, Nelumbonaceae. The record is from RefSeq and is a predicted model, not a curated record. Gene Ontology annotation, cellular component: mitochondrion. Gene Ontology annotation, biological process: response to stress.
UUUCUUAUUUUCUUCUUCUCUGAUAUCAAAUAUAAGAGACGAACCGCGGGAAGAGUCCAGUCCUAGCUUGGUCUCUUCGCUGCUGUAGUGCUGCAGACGGUUUUCUUAUUUUCUUCUUCUCUGAUAUCAAAUAUCAAAUCCACGAGAAAGCUCUCUGCAGUAGCCAGUUUUAAAUCUCUUACUCGCGGAUCAAAUGGCUCGUUCUCUCUCCAACGCAAAGCUUUUCUUUGCUCUCGUCGAUGGCGUCUCAGUUGCUAUUAGCAGGCGAGGUUAUUCGGCGGCAGCCGCUGCGUCGUCUAGCGUGGUGAGAGGUGGGGCAAGGAGUGGAAUUGGGAACCAAGGGAUGGAGAAGGUAAUGAUGAAAGAAGAGUCGGCGGCUUCAUCGUGGAUACCGGAUCCCAUUACCGGCUACUACAGACCGGAAAAUCAUGGAGAAGAAAUCGAUGUGGCCGAGCUUCGACGGGUGCUCUUAAACCAAAAGAUUAGGCCACAAAACUAAAUGAAGAGAAGAGAGAAGCUUAUUGUUCACUUGUUAGGAACAUUUUUCUUUUCUUUUCUUUUCUUUCUAGCUUCUACCGGUCGAAGAGUGUAACCGGAGGUAUUCCCUCCUUGCUUUUUCCUUUGAUUUUAACCAUAACCCUGUUCCAUCCUGAUUCCCGGCUUGGUUUAGAUGUUAGAACAGAGUUCAUCGAUACGAAGGAUUUUUAUGUAAGCCUCUCCUACAGUCCUACCCAUCUAUCUAAAUAUGUAAUGGAACAAGUUUGGCUAUUUAAAUUCUGAUGGUUUCUUUCUAAGUUC